Molecule: messenger RNA, 5153 nt
Organism: Pipistrellus kuhlii (Kuhl's pipistrelle)
Lineage: Eukaryota; Metazoa; Chordata; Mammalia; Chiroptera; Vespertilionidae
Gene: SLC16A7
Product: solute carrier family 16 member 7
Exons: 6
Coding region: 320-1765 (481 amino acids)
Biological process (GO): transmembrane transport; monocarboxylic acid transport
Cellular component (GO): membrane
Molecular function (GO): monocarboxylic acid transmembrane transporter activity
Source: RefSeq, a predicted model, not a curated record
CUCCUCCUCCUCCUCCUCCACCUCUGGCUGCGGCGGGGCGAGGACACGUCAGGGGACCGAAAUAAAUAAAUAAUGGCACUCGCCCGGUGACUGCGAGGCGAUCCUGCUGCGGCUGGGAGGGAGCGGGAGCUGCCGUGCCCACCGGUGCCAGGGCCAGAUAAUCCGGAGUCUGUUCUACCUCGCUUCCUCUCUAUUGCCUUCAAAUACCACACUUUGAGGAAUAGUGACUGGAUUUACCACGUCCACGUAUAAACCAAAGAAGCCUGUUCAAGUGGGAAUCUGUCAACAGGUUACCCAACUUUCAAAGAGAAGAGCAGAAAUGCCACCAUCUGCAGGUGACCCACCAAACCCACCUCCUGAUGGAGGAUGGGGUUGGGUAGUGGUUGCAGCGUCUUUUAUCUCCAUCGGAUUUUCAUAUGCAUUCCCCAAAGCCAUCACAGUAUUCUUCAAAGAAAUUCAGCAAAUAUUCAGCACUAGCUACAGUGAAAUAGCAUGGAUAUCUUCCAUUAUGCUGGCGGUGAUGUAUGGAGGAGGUCCCAUAAGCAGUAUUUUGGUGAAUAAAUAUGGUAGCCGGCCGGUGGUGAUGAUCGGCGGUUUGCUGUGCUGUGUGGGCUUGGUGGCAGCCUCUUUCAGCACUAGCGUCAUAGAGCUCUACCUCACUGUGGGAUUCAUUGGAGGUUUAGGUCUGGCCUUCAACCUGCAACCCGCCUUAACAAUCAUUGGCAAAUACUUCUAUAAGAAAAGACCCAUCGCGAAUGGGCUCGCCAUGGCAGGAAGUCCUGUUUUCCUAAGUACACUGGCUCCUUUCAAUCAGUUCCUUUUUAAUACUUUCGGCUGGAAAGGAAGCUUCAUGGUCUUGGGAGGCAUAUUGUUGAAUGCCUGUGUGGCUGGGGCUCUCAUGAGACCCGUUGAAUCCAAACCAACUGCGAAGGCUCAAAAUAAGACUUGCGAAACAGAGCCGGAGUCGAGUGUGAAAAACAGCCACAAGAAGCAAACAGUCUGGAAAAAAAUUAAUAACUAUUUAGAUUUCUCCCUUUUCAAGCACAGAGGGUUUUUGAUAUACUUGUCUGGAAAUGUCAUUAUGUUUCUCGGAUUUUUCGCACCCGUUAUAUUCUUGGCCCCGUAUGCCAAAGACAAGGGGAUUGACGAGUACUCGGCAGCCUUCCUGCUGUCUGUUAUGGCUUUUGUCGACAUGUUUGCGAGGCCUGCAGUAGGAUUUAUUGCGAACACCAAACUUGUUCGACCUCGAAUCCAGUAUUUCUUCAGUUUUGCGAUUAUGUUCACGGGGGUGUGCCACCUCUUGUGCCCAUUGGCGGAGGACUACAUAAGCCUGGUGUUUUAUGCUAUAUUUUUUGGCCUUGGAUUUGGGAGUGUUAGCAGUAUUCUCUUUGAAAGCCUCAUGGACCUUGUUGGUGCUCAAAGAUUCUCCAGUGCUGUGGGACUUGUCACAAUUGUGGAGUGCUGUCCAGUUCUCCUUGGCCCUCCUCUUGCUGGUAAAUUGGUGGAUGAAACUGGAGAGUAUAAAUAUAUGUAUAUAGCCUGCGGGGCUAUUGUGUUCCUAGCAAGUGUGUGGUUGCUCAUUGGUAACACUAUAAACUACAGAAUGCUUGCAAAGGAAAAGAAGUUGGAAAAAGCAAAGGAAGAAAUGUAUAACAAGCCGGAUUCCCAAGAAUCUGAACCCUUGAACGCACCUAAACAUUGUGCUAUUGAAGUCAAAAGCAUGAGACCAGAGAAUAAUCCCUCAGAAAGAGAAACUAACAUGUAGCAAGAAUCACAUCUCUGAUUUCAGUGUUUAUGACUUUUUUUAAAAAAAAUAUGUUUUUGUAUUGAUUUUUUUAGACAGAGAGAGGAAGGGAGAGGGAAAGAGAUAGAAACAUUGAUUGGCCAACUCCUACUGAGGAUCGAGCAGGCAACUGGGGCAGAUGCCCUGACCAGGAAUCGAACCAGCGACCUCUUGGUGCAUGGAACGACACUCAACCACUGAGCCACACUGGCCAGACCAGUGUUUAUGACUUUCUUAUGAGAACUUUUUUUCCCCCUCCAAAAUAUUGGAAAGGAUUUUAGUUUAAAUAAAACUUAAUAGUCAAUGAUGGAGAUGAGGUUUCUCUCAAUGUCAAAUUUUAAAUGUUUCCCUUUUUAAAAAAUAUAUUUUGAGAUUAUGCAUAUAAAGAAUCCAUGCAAGGGUUUUAUUUUCAUACAUGACUCUGGUUGUGGUGAUUAAAAUAAUUUCCAAAUCUUCUAGUGACUUUCCAGUCUUGAUUAUAGAGAUCUGAAAUCCAAACCCCUGGUUUAAGUAGUUCUAUAAGAAUACCCUCUCCACAUUUCACUUUUUCAGAUAUUAAAGUGUGAAAUGGAACUAAAGGCAAAUGAAUUUCCACUCACAGUGUCUGGAGAACAGAAGACAAAUAAGUUCAAAAAGAACAUUAUCACCAUACAAUUUUUUUUUCUUUUUACUUAAAAAAUAUCCACAGAGGAAAAAAAGAACUAUGUUAUAUUUGCAUGCUACUGUACAUGUGGAUUUUAAAGAUAAGAACAUGGGUAGAAAUGAGGUGAUCUUAAUUUGAAAACACAACUAACUUUUUUAAACCAUAAGAUUUGAUGAGCCCAUGCACAUGCUUUCUUUGAGGGGGAAUUAGUACCUGGUAGUAGAGAACAGCACCUCAAAUUAAUUUUUAGAAUUUUUACCUAUUAUGUAAACUAAGUUAAAAAGCCUAAAUUAACCCCAAGGAGCAGUCUACAUCCAUUGAUUUUAAAAGAAAAAAAACCCCAACUCAGUUGGUUUUUAGAGAAAGCAGUGGCUUUUCGGGGCAGGGAUGAUACCCAACCCACUGAGCCACACAGGGCAGGGCUAAAAAGGAUUUUUGUGAGUAAUCCAGAAAGCAAUAACCAGGGAUUGUGUUUUAACUAGAAGUCGUCCUAUCUAUUUUCAGACUGAGACAGCAAGCGGCAUCAACCCAAAUCCCGGUGGAGAGGUUUACAGAUAGGCCAAGUUACAAUUUUCCCAACACGGUGGUGAUCAGCAGGUUACCGUUAUGAGUAAUGCAUUUGGGAAAGCUCAGAGUGCGGGGGUGCUUAUAUUGAGCCCUCUAAACUCUCAUUUUCCUCCCUUCCCCAGAAAUGCAAAAGCAAAGACCAAAAAUCCCAAAUAGGCUUUGUAUUCAGCGGCUGAAAAUGCCUCGCAUUAUAGGGAUGUCGGCACUCGAGAAUUCUGCCCCCUAUGGACGGCUUCCUGCUGCCUGUGAACAUCAGUGUUCACUAAACCAGGAGACUGUGUGUGACCUGCUGUAUGCACGUGGGAAGGGCAGGGAUCGUGCACAACAAUAGCAAGAAGCUUGCCAUCCUGCAGCCCAGAGUGAUUUCUCAGUUCCUCGUUUUCAUGGCGAUGUGAAAGCGCCUGGGAACCUGCAGCACUCUUGAAUACAGUGGCACGUGAUAGUUUUCUGUCCAUUCAGAGCUAUAGACACCAUUUUCAGUUAUAAAACGCUUGUAAAUACGAAAUUGUGCUUUACGACUAAAGGUAUAUAUAUUUUCGUCUACAGAUCUGAAGUUUACAUUAAAACCAUGACUAAUAAAAAGUAUCUAAAGCUUGGUUAUGGAAGUGAUGUCACUCUCAGGACGUCAGAAGGAACUUGCUGGGGGUUUUGUGUUGUUUUAUUAAUUGCGGUAGAGGCAGGUGCUAUUCUCAAAAUGUUAGGGCCUAAGAGAUUGUACCUGUAUAUCAAGCUUUGGUGAUAGCUUACCCUGAGGAUUAAUUUGUAAAAUGUAUGCACUGCUUAAGCAUGCGUCUCACAUUUAGGAAGCUAUAUAAAAUUCCAUAUUUCAUUUAACAUUCACUUUUUGCCUAUAAAAGAGGUAUUUGUAUUUUUCAAACUUUAAGUAAAACGAUAUGUGCCAAUGCCAUCAGUAAAUUAAUCAGGGAAAUGUGGCAGUAUAUGGAUGUGGUUUUGUUUGUUGUGUUUUGUGGGGUUUUUUUAUUUUUUAUUUCAUUUUGCCCAGUUUUGAGUCUUGAAUAAGCUACUUUUAUAUUAUGAGUGCUUUUCUAUGUAACUCUGACUCUUCAUAAGCAAUGCAAGUUAGUCACUCUCCAAUCUUCAGCAUUUCCAAAGGUGUCUUGGAUUCUCUGGAGACACACAUGUAAAUGAAUACAGAUACUAGACUCGGGUGAGGAGAAUAAACAGCAGAAUAAUGAUUGUGGGGUUUCAGGUUUAAGGCUAUGGCCCUUUUUCUCACCAGCUGCUGGAGACAUGCUGAUGGGUGCAUUCCCAUAGCUUUCCCCACAAAGGGAGGUUUAUUCCCAUACUGACGCAUUCCUUGUCAAAACCAAUUCGUAUUUAUUUUAUUGCUCCUUGGUCAUCUUCAUUAUGCUUUCGUUUCUGGCACUGAUUAUACCAAAUGGUUAGAAAAAAAGAAAGGGAAGGGACAUUGUGCAUCCGGAGGGCACAAUAUGAGGUACACAGUCAUGUCUGGCAGUAGCGAUGCAGAAAGUUAUAAAUACGCACACAUGCCAAUUCCCAUACAUACAUAUUGAACAUUUAAAUCAGAGUAUACUGGAAAGAGUGAUGUAAAUUCUCAUUCAGGAUGCAGAAUUGUUCCAGGGUAAAACAAGUUUUUCUGCUUGUUCACUCUUUCUGCUCUCUUGAACUUGUAAAAAUAUUUGUUGAUUUAACAGAGUCUUUCAGGCUAGAAAAUGUCAACUUAGAACAUUCAUUAUCAUGUGGUCACACAAUGAUUAUCUUUCCUGAUCCUUUUUAGGCGCUGUCAGUGCAAAUUUAAGAGGCAGGGAGUCAGGCUCUGGUGUACUUCAUUUUGGAAGACUUGAUAUUUUCCCAGUGUAACUUCAUAUGAUGCACAAGUUUCACUUCAUUAGUACAGAGUUCCAACCACCUUAUCUACACACACACACACACACACACACACACACACACACCAUUCCCAGACACUAGGAAAUAACUAACAUCAUUAGGUUUGAUACACUUGAAUGAGCACUUUAGAAAUCUAGGUAUUUUUUACUCAUCCUUCUUUGGCUAUAUGUAGCAAUUGAGGAUAAAAAAAAAAAAGACCGUAAGAUGUAUGAUGUAAGUUGAUGUUAUAAAAUAUAGAAAUAGCUUUAAUCAUUAGUUGAAGCUUAUUUUCCAUCAAAAAAUACAUUUUCC